Molecule: messenger RNA, 9466 nt
Organism: Schistocerca nitens (vagrant locust)
Lineage: Eukaryota; Metazoa; Arthropoda; Insecta; Orthoptera; Acrididae
Product: RUN domain-containing protein 1-like
Exons: 12
Coding region: 119-1588 (489 amino acids)
Source: RefSeq, a predicted model, not a curated record
CCGAUAUGGUUUGACGUUUCUUAAUGUGGUCUCUUUAUGCUGGUGUUUGUUAUGUUUAUAUUGUUUCGAAAUAAUCUGCGAUGAAAGUUAUAGAUUCUUAAAUUUUUAGUGACUAAUAAUGUGUGAUGAGGGAAGUGAUUGUACGGAUAUUUCAGAAUUCAGACCUGGUGAAAGGUGGCCGCCCGUUGGUGCUAAUGAACUCGAUGACGAAACAGUUUCAUGUGGACAGAACGAUUGCAGGUUUACACCAGAAGAGAAAAGGUUGCGAGAUCUUGAGGAGCAGCAUGAGUCACUUAAUAGUGCCCUAAUAUCUCUGACAACACAUUUUGCACAAGUGCAAUUUAGACUUCGGCAGAUAGUGGAGACAGAACCGGGAGAGGAAAAAGAAAAGUUGUUAAAAGACUUGGAAGCAUUUGCUUUUAGAGGAAUUCCUGAUGCUCCAGACAAAAAACUACAGGGGAUGCUUUUCCCCCCUUACUUUAGUAGUGAUGAUUUUGAGGAAAAAAUGCGCCGACAGAGAGAAAAACAAAAGGAACUCAUUUCACAGUUAAAAACACAGUUGGAAGAUUUGGAAAAAUAUGCAUAUGAAACAGGAGAAGCAGGUUUACCACAAAGUGUGCUUAUGGAACGGCAGAAAAUUAUCAUUGAUCAGCUGAAAGGGAAAUUGAACUUGAAUGUUGAUGACAUGUCCAAACUUACUGUGGAUGAUAUAAGAAGUGAAGUGGACCAGGCAAUCAGUAAACUUAUUAACCCACUGAAGAUGAAGGAAAAUUUGGUAAUGCAACUGAAAACACAGAUUUCAGACUUGGAGCGAUUCAUUGAAUUUCUUCAAGGUGAAGGUACUCCUGAAGUUUCAACAGGUGAUAAAGAAUGCGUACAUAAUUGCCCUGUUCACUGUGGGAAAUAUUCCUCGUAUUCAUCCAAGAAGAAAUAUAACUUUAGAAAUAGGGAUGAUAUUCGAGAGGAAACUAUUAAUAUAAUGAAGAAAGCUGCUUCUCUUUUACACAUGUUUGCUGCACUGCAGUUUGGAUGUGGUACAGAUAAAUUUAGAAAAAACUCUCUAAAAAGAACUGUUAAGGCAAAUCAUUGGGGGGAUUUAAGAGCUCGAUUGGAACUUGCAGUGGAUGAAGUUCUGUCAUUGAUCCUAAACCCUGUAAAAAAUGUUGAUGCAGAUUAUAUGUCAGAUUCUGAUCAUGAUUCAGCUUUACUAUGCAAUGCUGCAUUAACAUCUGCAGUUAGGAAAAAGCUUGCUGUGAGCAUAAAAGAUCUUUUGCAACAUGGCCUAAUGCCUAUUGGUCAAAGUGUAAGUGUGGUUCCAUUCAUUGCCUGUUUUCCUCAAACUAGUGAAACAGAAAGAGAAGAGAUGCAUGCCUGGGAGUUGAUAUUAAAAUAUUAUGAGCUAAAGAAUGGCGAGAAAUAUAAUUCGACACCAGCAAGAAAACUGUCACAGAGCUUUAAUCUUGAUAUUGUUGGAGGAAAUGCAAUCUCAAAUAAACAGUGCACAGAAGCUCGUCACUUGGCUGCGGCUCAUUUUACGGUGUCAGAAACUUGUAGACAUGUACUACCAGUCCUGGAGUUACGUCAUUAAAACAGGAUUUGAAGACAGUUUUCAGAGCCUUGAUAGGCUGAGCCGGUUCAAAUUUGAUUUACCAGUUGAUUUGGCUGUUCGACAGUUGCAAAACAUCAAGGAUGCAUUCUGAAUCAAGACCUUUAAUCUAUUGAAUGAACUUUUUAUAAUUCUCUCUCUCUCUCUCUCUCUCUCUCUCUCUCUCUCUCUCUCUCUCACACACACACACACACACACACACACACACACACACACGCACCCUUAAAGAUAUAUUUAUAUAAACAGAGUAAUUUCAGUGCGGUAAUUUUGCUUGUGUGAUGAUAAUAAAAAAAGAUAGCACCUAAAAUCAAAGAUGUGUACAGAAUAUUAUAAAUUUGUCUGAAAAAUAACACCUACCAAAACAAGAAUGUGAUACAGAUGUCUCUCUCUCUCUCUCUCUCUCUCUCUAUCUAUCUAUCUCUUCAAUUUCUUACAAUUUCUUACAUUGGAUGGUUCAUUAGUUAGGAAAAACAUUACAAGCACAUUAUGCCAUUUUACCCCAAGAAAUCUCUCUUUUUAUUCAUAAAUUGAUUAGUAUGAAUUUUAAAAAGCAUUAAUCAGACAAUGAGGAAUUUGGAUUAUUAGACAUUCUAAAGUCAUGUCGUUAUCAAAUGGGACAGCAGUUAUAUGGAUUGCUUGUCAGAUGUUGAAAAAUAUCUGCAAAAACUGAUAUCAUCAGGUUAUUGGAAGAGAGUGUAGAAAUUUAUAAAGCCACUCAUUCCCUCCCCCUGUCUCUCAUGGCCUCCUCCCUCUGUCUCCCACCCCUUCUCCCCUCUCCCUCUCCCUCUCGCUCUCCCUCCCCUUCUCCCCCUCCUCUCGCUCCCUCUCCCCUCCCUUCUCCUCUCCUCUCCUCUCCUCUCCUCUCCUCUCCUCUCCUCUCCUCUCCUCUCCUCUCCUCUCCUCUCCUCUCCUCUCCGUCCCUCUCCCUCCCCACCCACCAAGAUUCAUAAGGCACAUUUUUUCUAGUGUUUCUACAGAUAUUUGAAAUUUCAUUUCUGUGAAGUGUAGCUGGAGUCAACUCAAGCAAUUGUUACUCAUCACAUCGUUCAUAUGACACCCGGUAUCAGUGGAAAACAGGGGUUUGUUUCCCAUGACAAAGAAAAUUAUUUUUAAAGUGGAAUUUUAUGUGCCCAUUUUACAGAGCAGUCUCAAAUUAGUCUAAGGCAAUAUUUGUUUUAUUGACAGUAAAAAAACUAAGAAUAACCAAUACAGCAACAGCACCACUCUGGCCCAUACUGACUGCUACUAUCAUGCAACAGCUCUGCUUAAUCAUUGCUGAAGUACUGAUUAUUCUUCAUGUUUUACUGUAUCUGUUAAUGCAUGCUGAUAAAACAAAUAUCACAAUGGUCUCAUUUGAGACUGCUCUGUCAAAUGCACAGGAAAAAUUGCACUUUCAAAAUGUGCUGAGCAGUAUUUGUUUGGGCUGACUCCUGCUACAUGUUGGGGAGAAAAAAAUAAUAUAAACACACACACACGCGCGCACACACACACACACACACACACACACACACACACACACACACACACACACAGUCAAAACCGUGUUCCUCACAUGUGGAUUUUGGAAACGUCUGCUCUGUCAUUAUUUUUUAUAUAAAAUUUGGAAAAAGAUUGUUUGUGAUCAGUGGGUGGUUUCACAUAUUAAAUACUUUCCGUCAUUUAUUUCUCACCCUUUUGAAAUACAUAUUGAACUGAUUGCGGAUUAAUGUUUGAGAAAAAUAUUCCUCGUGUUUGUGUUGGUGCAUCUAUUUUUUUAUUUGUAUUUAAAAUUUUAUAGAAACAAGGAAAGAGUCGCAGUACCUGUAGUAUAUUAAUAAGUGACAUAUACAGAAUAUAUAUUAAACUUGUAUAUAGGUAAACAUACACUCAUAUUGUACAUAUUGUCAUGUAUUUCUGCACAUACUACUAACUGAUUUGCGAGAAUGAAAUUAAAAAAAAAAAAAUAGUGUUAAGUAUUUUAUCAGAAAAUGCCUAGAGCAAGUUUAACAUAAAUUUGAAAGUGUGGGAUUAUGAGUUUGAUAGUUAGACUGAGCAAGCAAAAUUAGUCACAGAGGACUGAAAUAUUUCUAAACAGAAAUUACUAAAUAAUGAACAAUUUUGAGCUUUUACCAGUAAAUCUCACCAGUAUGCAUGUGUAUUAAGAGGUCUGUGAGUAGAAAAAAACAUGGUGGUGCAUAAAAAUCGUGCAAUGAGUAGAUGCCUCUCAUUCAUGCAGUGAAGAGUAUUUUUAUCAUUUAAGAUAAAAGAAUGAAAUUAUGCAACAACCACUAACUGUAGUCAUUAAUUUUAUGUAGUGGAUGAGCAAAAGAUGUCCAAGAUUUGUUUUCAGUCUAACCCACAAUCUUCAAAGGGUGAUUGCGCAGUAAAGCUGUUGAUCUUAGAUUAACACAAAAAAAUUAGCUCAGAUCAAAAUGAACCUGGAAAUCUGUAUUGUAUAAAUGUUGUUUGCAGAUUAUGUUGCCAUGAACUGGGAUCAACUUUGACUAUCAGAAUUGUGCAGUUCAAGUCAGUUUCAAAUGUAAAUCAUCAAUUCACAACGUUAUGACAUUACAAAAGAAAGGAUUUUAUUUCAAACAAAAGGUGAAAAUUAGUAAGUAAUAAAGAAGUUGUUGUUGACACAAAAAUGGCAAAUAAACAUGUGAAUACUCAACUCCCACACUACCAAACUUUAAAAUAAUUUUUCUGAACUGUAGGGUUGGGUUAAGGAAAUUAUUUGCAAUCUUAGUAAUGAGUUCAGAUAACAAUUGCUCUCAUAAGAAUUCUUGUAGGUGACAUGUAAUCAAUAUGAAAAAGUUUUAAGUAGACACUUAAUGGGAGAGUAAGAAAGAGAAUUUUCAAUUUUAGUUGUGAACAGUAAGUAUAUGGAGUUCAACAGUAAGCAGUAAGUAUGGAAUGUCAAUCAUGCUCUCUGUACUGAAAGAGCAGUAAGUACAUGCUGCAUGUUAAAUUCUAUGCAGGCCAUGUUAACAGAAGGGCAUGAAGUUAACUACCAAACACCCACAGCUGUGUGAAGCAGCAACACACACCUUGAUGUACUGAAAUAGUGUGUACUUUUAGGUCACUCUGUGAUAACACCUUUCUCAUGCAAAAAGCAGAGAAUGUAAAUUUAUACUUCUGCUGCUCUCUGCACAGAUACUUUCAUUAAUGUUAAAUAACAAUGGCUUCAAAACCUGCAAACUGUUGAAAGUUUCCUCUCUGCAGAGAGCUUUCUAAAUCUGUGACCAACGAGCUGUGAUAUGUGUUGUGUUUAUCAUAUAGAUAAGAAUAAAUAUUUUUUGUCUUGUGCAACUGAAUGUUUAUUAUUGAUGUUGAAAAUAAUAAUAAAUGUGAAGUUUCAAAUGCUAGAUUAUGUUUAUUCUUAUGUACAUGAUAAAUGCAAUACAGAUAGCAACUGUGGAGAAUAACUGCAAAUAUUAACAGUAUAAAUGUGUGUGUUUUUAUCAUGCUCACCAAGUAGAUGAAAGCUUGGUGUAACACCAUGGUCAACAACAGUUUAUGUUCAAAUCAGCCACCCACCUAACAACAAGCACCAACUAUCAGCAGCCAAAUGAUGUGUUCCAUAUGCUACUGGUCAUAAAAAUAAUUGUGAGAACACUAUGUUUUGGAACCAUACUCCCUGAAUAUGCCGCUUGCUGAUAUCCCAGCAUUUUGGUCCACUGUGCUGGGCGUAAUUGUGUAUGCAAGAAAGGUAAAUGCAGGGAAUUAUGUUGUUCCUUUUUGUUUCUUUACACGUAUCUGACUAUUUCAGUAUGUCUGCUGAGGAAGCGACCGAGUUCAGAUGACCUCCACAUGACUUGUGUGAAAGAGGAGAUCCGAUCUUGGAAUUAAAUGACAAACAGUUUAAACUGAUGUUUCACUAAGACAAAAAUACAAUGCAAGAACAUAACCUUUUAAUUUUUUUCUUUUCUUUCUGUCAUCACAACACAUUUUUAAAAUUUUCCAUUUACAAUUUGUACUCACGUUUUGUGAAUUAAUGCCAACAACAACUUCUUUCCAUGAAUUUUCGUUCUUGAUCGUAGUUGCAUUAUCAGUUCUACACACACACACACACACACACACACACACACACACACACACACACAGGCCCAAAAUGAUUUCCAGCAAUAAGUCUUAAAUUUUCUUCAUAUUUACAACACAAAACCUUCAGUAAAAACAUCAUGUAUCUAUGAUAUAAGAUUAAUCACUGUGGUCGAAGUGCAAUGAUCAUGUCGAAGUGUUUUGUGCUGAUUUAGAUCAUCACUGAACCUCAUUCAUUUGAUCUAAAUUUAGUGUCACACAACAUAGCAAAUUCAUGAACUAGGUUCAUUUUCUGAACUAUGGUCAAAAUUGAUCUCCAGUCGGUCAAGGUUAUACUAUUGGCUCAAAAUGCAGGGUUGUCUUUGUUUAUAGCUAGUUUGUUUUGGAGUAAAUUACCACUCGUAUCGUAAUAAUUUUUAAUGAACAGAAUGUAUUGUGACUUGUUCAACUAAAGGUCAUUUUCAUUUGCUGUAAGACAUGUUGGUGUAAUCACUAAAUUAUUGCUGUUGUUUAUUUCAAGCAUCAUAUUGCUACAGACUGUGACAUGACAGACAUCUAUAUGAAAGUAUUUCUGUUAUCAGCUUUUAAACUGUAUCAGGCAUGUAGCUGAAUGAAUGAAAGAAGGAAGUUUCAACUGCAUCACUUAAUUUUUCAAUAUAAGAAUGCAAGCAAUUGUUACAAUAAUGAAAAGUACUGAGUGAAUCCAAACAUCCAAUUUUGUGCUAUCAGUGUGUGUGUGGUGGUGGAGGGGUGGGGGGUUGGCAGGCAGGCGCACACAUGCGUAUAGAUUUAAAAAUUUCUGCUUUGAAAAAGGAGUGUUUGAAUGCCUAAGCAGGGAGUCUUCUGUACUUUCUGUGUGCGUAUCUACCUCAUGAAUCAUCAUCUUACAUGUGAGUGGUCAAAUAUCCCUUGGAUUAUCACUUAAUAUGAAAAUGACAUACAAAUUCAAAUAGAAUUACCACAAUAAAUACAGAAAUUGAAACUAAUAAAGCUGUAUAAAUUUAGAAACAUUAGACACCCUGAAGAAGGAUUAUUUAGAUAAACAAUUGCGUCUCGUGUUAAUGCAAAAAAAAAACUUCAACAAAAUAUGGACUUGAUCUGUUAACAUACUAUAUCAUCAUUUCAGAAAUGAGAAAUUAAUAGAAGUAGAUUAUGUUGAGUGAGUUACAUGAUAAUGUGAAUGUCACUGCUGAUGUGAACCUUCCCUGUUUGAUUGUAUGUUACACAGUAAAUUACACUAUGUCAACUCUGAUCACUAUGAUGUUAAAGAAAAUGUGGAAACUGUGUUAAAAACUGCUACUAAGACACAGUUUUAUGAUCAGCCCACACUCAUCAUGUGAUCAUAUACAACUCAGUGAAAACUACAGUGCUUUAAUAGAUUAUGUUUUCAUAAUAGAGAGUUGCAAACUGAAUAACUACAGCUAUCAUAUUUAUUUCCACCAUAUAUGACCUUGUUUAAAGUUAAAUUAUCUAGAUGGGUUUAAUUCAGUAUUAUCCUGUUGACUAGGUUUGACCUACAUCUAACUAGCCUGUGUUCAACUGAAAUGCUGAACUCCUUAAGGCAGACACAUCACUAGGAAUUAACUUUUUACUUAAUAAAAUACAGAAUGAAUCACUCAUUUGUCAGCAGUUUGUAUACUGCAAUGAAACAUCCAGGCAGAUUAAUACUUUGUGCUAUAUCAGGACUCAAACAUUUUCUUUCAUGGGAAAUGCUGUAACUAACUGAGGUACCAACAUUCACCUCACAAUCUGAAUCAGAAUUGCAAUGUACCAAUAUCACAUUUCCAUUGUAGUUCAUCUACAGCAUUAUCUCUACUGUAGAGGAAAUAUUCAUUCUAGGAACAACACUUAGGCUAUAGUUCAGACAUUCUCUCAGCUGGGCUAGGACUGUGAAGUAUGCAAUGGUAUCACUGUGGAGUCAAGGAAGUACGAGAGACAAGACCACACCACAUGGGGAUUCAUAGGAGAUGGCAUAAUUCCUGUGGUGUCUGUGCAUGUUAAGUAUUGCCACUGUUCCUCCAAAAGAUCUGCAACUUGAAACAAACUCCCUGUCUCUGUUGUGUUGUCAUCUCAUUGCCCCAGCUCCUUCUGAGGGUGUCAGCAUGGCUCUGACAGCAAGCAUCAUUCAGCGUAUGUAGGGCAGCAAGCUGACCUCUCCUCACUGCUCCCCGUGUGGACGUCAGCAGGAGCAGUCCAUUGUCCGAGACAUGUAGCAGAUGUGACUGUUUGGGCAGUCUUCAUCAGUGCCUUGGUAACUGCUGCAGCAUCUCAGCAACAUGUGAGACGUUGCCGAGUACUGCAGGCAGCAAGGCAAGCAGCGUCAGCAGCUCACCACCAGUGACAGCAACUGGUGUUGCCAGGAGCAAAGUAGGAUCAUUGUGGUCAGUAAUGGUACAGACUGAAGCUAUCACCUGAUCUAUGAGCCAAGCCAAUAUAUGUCCUAUCAGUGAGAGCAUUUUCCAUGAAAGGCAAGGCUCAAGGUAGAUCACUGGUUGAAAGCACGGUUUUAGUCUGUCAUAAAGUUUCACUGUGGUCACUUAUUUUUAAUUUUGUUUGAUUCUUUACAAGGUUGUUUUCUGUUUGGUCAUUUCUUUUAAAUUUCAUAAAGGAAAGAAAAAAAUUGUGAAAUAGGGAUUCAAAUGUUGGACAUCAAAUGUAAUGGAACUUAGCCAAAUUAUAGAAUAUAUGUGCACAUUAUAGGCAAAACAAGAAAGCAUGUUUCAGUGAACAAAUCAGUUUGGUAUAGUAGAAGUAGAGCUUCUGUGAAAUGUGUUGCAACACAUACUGUUAAUGUUGGCUUCUGUGAUGGUUACAUCAAGAGAUGAAUUCUAUUUUGUUAAAAAAAAUUAUAAGUCUGUAGGAUGAGCCCAACAUUGUCAAGAAUUGUUAUCUUAUAGAAUGAAAUAUCCAUGUUGUGCAUAAACAGAAAAACAUUUAUAAACAGCAAGGAUGCCGUCUCUAGAGAUCUUUGUAGUUAUAAAUAAUCAUGUCCCUGAUGUAAUCCCAAUGUGACAUGUUGCUUGGAAGUAGGGAAUCUUAUGUGGAUUACGUUAACUAACAUACAGUUGUAAAACUGGUGGUCAUUAACAAUACUUAUAGUUACGACUGUGGCCAAUGACCUAGAUUCAAAACUUGCAUUGAUGUGCGCAUGUCCCCCCACCCCCUCCAAUCACCACACACAGUUAAAAGCAUGUUCCUCACUUGUGGAUUUUGGAAACUUCUGCUUGAUCACUAUUUUUUGAUAUAAAAUAUGGAAAAAGAUUGUUUAUGAUCAGUGGGUGGUAUCAAAUAUUAAAUACUUUUCCUCAUUUAUUUCUCACUCUUUGUAACAAUGAUUGUUAUAAUUGUGGAUUAAUGUUUAAGAGGAGUAUUCCUCAAGUUUGUGUCAGUGCGUCUAUUUUUUUAUUUGUAUUUAAAAUUUUAUAAUAACAAAGAAAGAGUCGCAGUACCUGUAGCAUAUUAAUAAGUGACGUGCAGAAUAUAUAUUAAAUUUGUACAUAGGGAAAGAUAAACUCAUAUUGUACAUAUUAUCAUAUAUUUCUGCACAUACUACUAAGUGAUUUGCAAGAAUUAAAUUUAAAAAAUGGUGUAUUUUAGUAGAAAAUGGCUAGAGCAAGUUCAACACAAAUUUUAAAGUGUGGGGUUAUCACUUUAAUAGUUAGGCUAAGCAAGCAAAACUAGUCAAAGAGGACUGAAAUAUUUCUGAACAAAAACUACUAAAUAAACAAUUUUGAGCUUUUAUCAGCAUAUCUCACCAGUCUGUAUAAAUAUUGAGAGGCCUGUGAGUAGAAAAAAAAUGGUUGUGCAUAAAAAACAUUCAAUGAGUAGAUGUAUUGCAUUCAU